AUGGCGACGAUGCGGCCAGAAGACAAUCGCAAACACCAGCCUGCAUCGGAGGAUGAAAUACGACCGAUACCAACGGGUACACUAAAUCGUGCUGCGGCUAAUCACGGCAACGAAGCGUGUUAUUUCAAUAGUAUCGAUUUACCCGGUCUGUAUGAUAAUACAACCGAAGCAGCCACGUUGCAAAUCAAACACACAAUCGAUAUGCGAAAGAAACUACUUAAUUUUCUUCUUUCGCGUGAAGAAUUUUUCAACAUUCAUCGUUUUAUUCCAUCUGGUGACACCGCCAUCAUUCGUCAAAGAGGAAGGGAUAAGAUAGACAAAAACUCGAUAGUCACAAGAAUGGCUUCAAAAGUUGACAUUUCUCAAAUAGAAAUCAAUGAAACAAUUUCGAAAAAACGACAGAUCAGAAGUUUAUUCCAUUACGCUACAAAGCUUGAUUGGUUCUACAUGUUUUUAGCAGGUCUAGUCAGUAUUUUACAUGGUACUACGAUCCAAGUCUUAUUAAUCGUUUUUGGAAACGUUACGAAUUUAUUCACAAAUCGUUCAACAGACCUUUGUAUGACAAAUUCCACUUCGCUAUCUCAACUAAACUGCUCGUCGUAUAAUCAAUCGAAUAUCGAAGAAAUUUUUCCUUUAUGCAAUUUCACUCGAUUACCUUCGAAAUUGGCAUCCGAAAUCGGACAACAAAGUGUAUAUAUAGCUGUUAUGGGUUGUAUUGUCUUCGUUUUUGGCUACAUUCAAGAUACUCUCUGGGCAUUGACAUCUGAAAGGCAAACAUUUCGAAUGCGUCAAUCGAUUUUUCGUUUACUUAUGAGGCAAAAUAUCGAGUAUUUUGAUACUCACCAUGUUGCCGAUAUGAAUACCGUUCUUAUGGAAAAUAUCAAUAAAGUUAAAGAUGGUCUUGGUCAUCACCUGGGAACUAUUUUACAAUGUCUGGCUACUUUUCUCGCUGGUUUUAUCAUUGGAUUAAUCAAAAAUUGGAAAUUAUCCCUUGUUUUAUUAUCAUUUUCUCCAAUACUCAUUACUUGUCUGCUGGUUCUUUCCAAAAUGAUGUCAAAAAUGAUCACGACGGAAAUAUCUGCUUAUGCAAAGGCCGGAACGAUCGCUCAAGAAGUUCUUUCAUCAAUAAGAAUGGUUUUCGCCUACAAUGGAAUGGAUCACGAAUAUCAUCGAUAUACACAAAACUUGCAUUCGGCGAGAAAAACUGGGAUACGCAAAGGGAUAGUUUUUGGAAUUAUGAUGGGAUUCAUACGUCUUGUUAUUUUUGUAAUAUACGCGGUUGGAUUUAUUUAUGGAACUCAUUUGAUUCAAACCGAAAACUCGACGAUCGGUGAUGUUUUUGUGGUCUUUUUUGGUAUUUUUAUCGCAGUUUUUUCUCUUGGACAAGCGACGAACACAUUGCGAUACCAAAAUGAAGCCAUUUGUGCAGUGAACUCCGUUCGGACAUUGUUAAAUCUCGAUGUUUUCGAGCAAGUCCAUCAGCAACGCAAAGAAUUUGAUCGUCAAGUGAAUAUCCAUGGAGACAUAACAUUUGACAAUGUCAGCUUCGCUUAUCCAUCACGACCGAAUUCAGUCAUCAUUUCAAAUGUGACAUUUCAUGUAAAAUGUGGCGAAACUGUUGCUAUUGUAGGAUCAAAUGGUUCUGGGAAGAGUAGUUGUUUACAACUAUUGCAAGGAUUCUAUGAACCAACAAAUGGAAGCAUAAGUCUCGAUGGAAUACCAUUAGAUAAAUAUGAUGUAGAUUGGCUAAGAGAAAAUAUGUCAGUAGUUAGUCAAGAUGCUGUGCUCUUCUCUACAUCGAUUCGUGAAAAUAUCAUGUGCGGAAAUCGAAACGCAACAGUGAAUGAUAUGUUACAAGUAGCAAAACUGACCAAUCUAGAUCGCAUAGUGGAAAGAUUUCCUCAGGGAUACGAUACAAUCAUAGGUGACAAUAGUAAUCAUCAACUGUCUGGUGGACAAAAACAACUGAUUUGUGUAGCAAGAGCGUUGAUUAAACAAGCGAAACUAAUGUUGCUUGAUGAAUGUACCAGUGCAUUAGACUAUGAAAAUGAGUCAAACAUCAUGGAAAUUCUCAAGCAAUCAUCAUCAAAUCGAACAACUAUAAUCAUAACUCAUCGAAUUUCUACAAUUCGACAUGCAAGUCGAAUUCUUGUAAUGCAAGAUGGCCGAAUAGUCGAACAAGGUACACACGAAGAACUCAUAGCAGUGAAGAAUGUUUAUUAUAAUAUGGUUCAUAAUUGCGAACAAAAUCAUAGGAUGAUCGAUGAUUUCGAACGAGUCGAGUCAGAUUUAGAACGACACGAGAAUAAUUCCAAUCAGCCAUCAAUCGUCGUCAAUGAUCAAACAGAUACGACAUCUGAAGAUAGAAACAUCCGAUCGCCAACUUGGUACAUGCUGAAACUGAAUCGACCGGAAUGGUUAUAUAUCCUAUUCGGAUGCGUGGCCUCUUUUUGUACUGGCGGUUUUCAACCAGCUGUAGGUAUUCUAAUCAGUAAAAUUAUUGCGGUUUUUCAAAUGUGUAGUACAGAUGAGCAGAAAGAUAGAAUUGGACUUUAUGUAUUGAUAUUCUUUAUCUUUGCAAUUCUAAUAUGGAUAACCGUUUUCCUACAAAAUUUUUUGUUUGCAUAUUCUGGAGAAUCGCUGAUACAACGAAUUCGUUCGAAAUUGUUUAAAACCUAUAUGGGCCAAGAGAUUUCUUGGUUUGACGAUCCCAGUCAUAAUACCGGGUCGCUUUGUCUUCAAUUAUCGUCCGAAGCAUCUGCAGUACAAAAAUCAGUCGGCGUGCAUUUGGGUACAAUUUUCGAAACAUUUGGAAAUUUGGGUACCGGAACGGUACUCUCGUUUGUGUACGGAUGGGAAUUGACCCUUGUGAUCAUUGGCUUUCUUCCAUUUCUAAUUAUAUCCGGUGUAAUCAAUAUGAAGUUAGUAGACAAAUACACGAAAAGAGAUUUAAUAACAUUUAAAGAAGUAUCUCAAUUAUCCAUGGAAGUCUUGAAAAAUAUUCGUACAGUUCGCCAAUUGACAAAAGAAGAUGAUUUCAUUCUUCGCUAUGAAACAUUAUUGUCAAAGCCGCAUCGAUUGGCUUGUAAGAGGGCUCAUCUCAAUGGCUUCCUCUUCAGCUUCUCCAACGCAAUGGUCUUCUUCGCACAAUCUGCUCUGACAGCAUUCGCUGUCUUCCUUGUGACGAACAAUCGAAUGACAUUUGAAAAUGUUUUAAUCGUUUUCAACUGUAUCUUACUCGGAGCUCAAGCGGCAGGGCAAACUGUUUCGAUAUCAUCUGAUUAUGGAAAAGCUCUACGCGCCACAAAGAAUAUCAUCAAAUUAUUCGAAGCAGAAAAGCAGUUGACUGAGAAGAAUUCUAGUGCUGGAAUGAAACUUACGGAUUUUCAAGGCAACAUCGAACUGAGCAUUAAUUCUUUUGCGUAUCCCGCUCGACCAAAUGUUUCUGUGUUAAAGAAUCUUCAGAUAAAUAUUCGAGCCGGACAAAGUGUUGCUCUAGUUGGUCUGUAUUCGUUACGGAGUAAAAACGGAUGUGGCAAAUCGACGAUUAUGCAACUAAUACAGCGUUUUUACGAUGUUUAUAAUGGUCAUUUGCUAAUUGAUUCAACUGAACUUCGACAUCUUAAUUUGCAAUGGUAUCGUUCACAGAUUGGUUAUUUAAGUCAAACACCCGUACUUUUUAAUAUAACUAUUGAAGAAAAUAUUGCAUAUGGUGAUCUUUCCCGUACGAUUUCACAAGAUGAGAUUAUCAAAGCAGCGAAAGAUGCACAUGCUCAUUCUUUUAUUGAUAAUUUACCUGAAAAGUAUAAAACGAUGGUUGGACCGAAUGCUGAACGUUUGUCCGGAGGACAAAGACAAAGUAUUGCUCUGGCUCGACUUUUCAUCCGAAAUCCUCGAAUUUUACUACUUGACGAAUGCACAAGUGCUAUGGAUCAUAUAAAUGAAAAAGCUAUAGAAAACUCUCUAAGCGGAAUCAAACAAAAUCGAACAUCGAUUGUAAUUGGACAUCAUUUAUCAUCGAUUCAACAUGCUGAUAUUAUCUAUGUGAUACAUCAUCAGGGGCAUGUUGUCGAAUCAGGUACACAUGAAACAUUAAUGGCGGCUCGGGGUUAUUAUUAUAAACUAGCAUUGGACUUGAUUCAUUAA
This is a messenger RNA of Adineta ricciae, 4146 nucleotides long. Lineage: Eukaryota; Metazoa; Rotifera; Eurotatoria; Adinetida; Adinetidae. The record is from the annotation of a GenBank genome assembly.